Molecule: messenger RNA, 777 nt
Organism: Triticum aestivum (bread wheat)
Lineage: Eukaryota; Viridiplantae; Streptophyta; Magnoliopsida; Poales; Poaceae
Exons: 4
Coding region: 1-777 (258 amino acids)
Source: RefSeq, a predicted model, not a curated record
AUGGCAUGGGAACUGUACAACUUGGCCCGCGACGAAACCCUCAUCGUCACGCCAGCCGCGCGCAUCCACCGUAACCUCCUCGGCGUUGAGGAGGAGGAGCCGCCUUCCUCGCUGGAGAAGGAACCCCGGCCGGAAUUCCAGCAGCGAGGCCCCGAGACCGGGGACGAAAUCGCACUGGAGCCGUGCAUCCUCGGGGGGCCACGGCCGUGCACCCAGAUCGAGAGGGGAGGCCGUGUUGCUCCUACCGCGGCCGGAUCCAAGGCCAAGCCCGUGGGGUCCUGCUCGGGCUCCUCGCAGGGGCCACGGUGGCGGGAUCCACAACCACGGCGGGUCCUAACCCUAGCCGCCGCAGUGGGUCACCGGCACGACCCCCGCACCUCCGACGGGCAACGGCACCAAGGAUCGCUCUACGUGGGCCUUCAUCAGCGCCAGCUUCACCACUGGGACCUGCAGCCUCCUCCUCCGGCGUUCAUCUGCAUCAGGGCAGCUAAGAGGGCAUGGGCCUCGACCUCCACAGACGGUGGCCAGAUCGAGCGGAGCUUCCCUUCCUCUGCCUGGCGGGGCAAGGACAAGGACAAGCAGCAACAUCAUCGCAUCAUCAAGAGCAGCCUCAUCCUCUUCAUGCUGGCUCGACUGACUCUGAUUCUUCCUGUUUGCUGCCUUGCCUUGCAGAUGCGGCAGCUCAAGGGCGAGGUCGACAUCUUCUCCAGGGCCGACGGGUCGGCGCUGUUCGAGAUGGGCAACACCAGGGUCAUCGCUGCCGUCUACGGCCCUUGA